Messenger RNA from Acanthocheilonema viteae, 510 nucleotides. NCBI's taxonomy places the organism in Eukaryota, Metazoa, Nematoda, Chromadorea, Rhabditida, Onchocercidae. The record is from the annotation of a GenBank genome assembly.
GAAAUAUCGGAGGAUGAAAGAAUUCAUCGAGUUAAACGUCAAUGUGGAUGCUGUUCAUGUUAUGGUUCCAGAACAUCUUCCUGCUCAUGCUCAUCAUUAUGUUCAUGUGCUCCUAAUAAUUAUGCAUCCGGUUAUGGUAAUAUAGGAUACGGUGGUAUUAAUUUCAAUACCGGAUAUGGUUUUGGUUUUAAUUCAGGAUAUCCAUACAGCAUCUAUGGUCUGUAUAAUCCAGCUAAUUAUGGUACUAAUUACAAUACUGGAAAUGGCUGUAGCUUUGGAGGAACAAUGUCAUCAACAGGUUGUGGUGGUACGGGUAAUAUGCUUCCGUAUAAUUUCGGUAGCAGUUACGGUGGUAAUUUUAUUACCGGUAAUACCGGUAAUGUUUAUCCACAGGUGACCGGUUGUUUGACAGGAUUUAAUAAUGGCUGCCGUUGUGAAAAUGGUUAUUCACCGUGUAGUAAUGGUGCUUCAUGUUGCAGGAAUAAUAUUAAUGGUUCGAUGAUACGUUAA